CAGACCAGUAAAUCCUUAAUGCGGAUCAACGAGGACGCGCGGGUGGCGCGUCUGGCACCUGGAGACGCGCAGCUCUCCGCGCGUAAGGAGGACGCAGCCGUCAGCCGCCGAGGAGUCGCGGGACACGCAGGGGCACUAUAACGCCCGGCUGGUCAACUUUUAUAUUCCCGAUUCAUCAGUUAUCGCGUGAUUAAUUUUUAGAUGGGAGAGCGAGUGACGCGGACGCUUCUGCGGUGGGAUAUCGCGGUAUAUGAUGAAAGGCGGACGUGAAUCGAAGACGUCGUCAUAACAUGAGCCAGCCGCCGCGGGCAGAGCACAGCUCAUCCCACUGAGAGUCCACCGUCGCUACACUCAAAAUGGAGUCCUACUCGUCGGCGCUGAACCGCAGCCAAUCAAUGACCAGCGGGCUGGAGAAGGCGCCGCCCUCCUGGAACAAGCCCUGCCACUCGCGGAGCAGCAGCACUGCCUCGUCCCCCCAGUCCAGACAGAACAUCAAGGACUGGGAGGUGAUGGACGAGCUGCCCAUGGAGGUGCAGACAGGAAGUGACAAACCUCCGGACAUGACGGUUCCUGGCAUCUGUGAGGGCUACAUGCUGAAGAGGAGGAAGUGGCCCCUGAAAGGCUGGCACAAGAGAUAUUUUGUUUUGGAAGCAGGGAUUUUGCGGUAUUCCAAAAAUCAACAAGAUAUCUCCAGGGGUAGGAUCCAGGGCUCGCUGGACGUCAGCGUGGCUGUGAUGUCCAUGAACAAGAAGACCUACCGCAUCGACCUGGACACGGGCGACAUCCUGUACCACGUCAAGGCGAAGAGCCACGAGCUGUUCUACAUCUGGGUCACGAAGCUACAAGCUCACCGGCUUUACAAGAAGAACGAGGGUCUCGGUCACAACGGCUACCUCCAGGCCGGCACUCCGGCGGGAUUAGCCCAACAGAAUGGAGACUUGCCACUGUACCCCCAUUACCAGAGCUCCCCGGGCCUCUACUCGGGGCCCGCGGCCAGGCCCUCGGAGGGGCCCCAUGCAGCCAGGGCGUCGGAGGGGCCCGAGGGGGCCAGCACCGAGGCCAACGGAAAGGUGUCUGCCUGGCUGCAGCAGAGCCAGGACCCUGACAGCUGCGUCGCAGAGCUGAACCGCUGCCAGCUGGACGUUUCUGAGCUGAGCCGUCUGGCCGAGAGGCUGCAGGCCCUGGAGAACCGCAAGCCCAUCUCCAACGGAGAGCUGCAGCGCAUCAUCAGCAUCCAGAACCUCUGCCUGGAGAAGCCAAAGAAGUCCAAAUCCUGCCGGGUGUGGGGCCACUCCCGGACCCUGUCCCGGGUGGAGGCGCUGGGGAUGCUGUCCUCCAGCCACCUGAGCACCUCCUCCGUGGCCUCCAUCCCCGACUACGUCUGCUCCCAGCUCUCUCCUCCCAGCGGGGAGUCCAACGAGAGCCGCAAGACCCAGCAGGACUUCUGCACCGUCUCUCUGAGAGUGCUGGCCUCGCUCAAGACGGUCCAUGACGCACUGGCGGCGGAGCGGCAGAGGCUCCAGGAGGCGUGGGGGCCCAACGCCCCCCCGGAGGCGGGGGCGGCAGCAGGGGGCCGUCCGUCCCGCGGCCCCCCCUCGUUGAGCGACUCGGUCGAAGAGUUCUUCGACGCCAGCGAUGACGUCCAGCGCGCCAGCUGGUCGGAAGCGUCCGACGAAUCAGGACUCAGCGAAGGAACCACCAGCAACUCUGAGCCGGACGAGGGGCGCGCGUCAGAAACCGUCAAGUACCGGGCGAGCUUGUCCCAGACGCCCAGCACGCUGGUCCCCAAGACCACGGGGGGCCGCCGCAGCGUGCUGCCAGCCCACUGUCCAGACAACAGCCACGUGGGCCUCAUGGCCAUCCUCUACAACAACAUCGGUAAGGACCUGUCCAGAGUAUCCAUGCCCGCCCCUCUGAACGAGCCCAUCAACCUGCUGCAGAGGCUGUGUGAGGAGCUGGAGUACUCUGAGCUGCUGGACACAGCCAGCAGGACGGCAGACCCCUACCAGAGGAUGGUCUAUGUCGCUGCCUUCGCCAUCUCCGGGUAUUCUUCUGCGAUCUUCCGGAACCGCUACAAGCCCUUCAACCCGGUGCUGGGGGAGACCUAUGAGUGUGUGAGGGAAGACCGCGGGUUCAGGAUGAUCAGCGAGCAGGUCUCCCACCACCCGCCCAUCUCCGCCUGCCACGCCGAGUCAGACAACUUCUCCUUCUGGCAGGACCAGCGGUGGAAGAACAAGUUCUGGGGGAAGUCGCUGGAGAUCGUGCCGACGGGAAUGGUGAACCUCAAGAUCCCAAGCUACGGCGACCACUACGAGUGGAACAAGGUGGUGACCUGCAUCCACAACGUGCUGAGCCAACAGCGCUACCUGGAGCACUACGGGGAGGUGACCAUCACCAACCUCAGCAGCCCGGCCUGCACCUGCAGGAUCACCUUCGUUAAGGCUCGCUACUGGGGCUCGGAGACCACCAAGAACGAGGUGCAGGGCACGGUUUUGGACCAGGGCGGCAGCAUCAUCCACCGCUUCGGGGGUCUGUGGCACGAGGGCAUCUACUGCGACACGCUCCCCACGCCCAAAUGCAUCUGGAAGCCCAACCCCCAGCCCAAAGACCACCUGCUGUACUACGGCUUCUCCCUCUUCGCCAUCGAGCUGAACGAGCUGACCCCCGAGCUGAAGACCCUGCUGCCCCCCACCGACAGCCGGCUGCGCCCCGACCAGCGGAUGCUGGAGGACGGGAUGGUGGAGGAGUCGGACAAGAAGAAGGACGAGCUGGAGGAGAUGCAGCGGGAGAGACGGAGACAGAUGACCAAGAGAGGGGAGGAGCACAUCCCCCGCUUCUUCAAGCAGGGCCGGGACGCCGCCGGCCGGGACGUGUGGGACACCAACGGAAGCUACUGGAAGCUCCGCGAGAAGCCGGGCUUCGCCAACGUAGAGAGGAUGUCUCUAUGGUGA
Gadus chalcogrammus (walleye pollock) is the source of this 2951-nucleotide messenger RNA. RefSeq names its product oxysterol-binding protein-related protein 6-like. The record is from RefSeq and is a predicted model, not a curated record. The transcript has 22 exons. Bases 357 to 2951 code for a protein of 864 amino acids. Gene Ontology annotation, cellular component: cytosol; intracellular membrane-bounded organelle; perinuclear endoplasmic reticulum. Gene Ontology annotation, molecular function: cholesterol binding. Lineage: Eukaryota; Metazoa; Chordata; Actinopteri; Gadiformes; Gadidae.